Messenger RNA from Anopheles coustani, 882 nucleotides. RefSeq lists its product as uncharacterized. Gene Ontology annotation, cellular component: nucleosome. The coding region runs from base 1 to 843 and encodes 280 amino acids. The transcript has 3 exons. The record is from RefSeq and is a predicted model, not a curated record. Lineage: Eukaryota; Metazoa; Arthropoda; Insecta; Diptera; Culicidae. Gene Ontology annotation, molecular function: structural constituent of chromatin; protein heterodimerization activity; DNA binding.
AUGCUUGAAGUUGUAAACUACAUCAUGGCCCGUACCAAGCAGACCGCACGUAAGUCCACCGGAGGAAAGGCGCCCCGCAAGCAGCUGGCCACAAAGGCGGCCCGGAAGAGUGCGCCAUCGACUGGCGGAGUGAAGAAGCCGCAUCGUUACCGCCCGGGUACGGUGGCCCUGCGUGAAAUCCGUCGUUACCAGAAAUCGACGGAGUUGCUGAUCCGCAAGCUGCCGUUCCAGCGUCUGGUGCGUGAAAUUGCGCAGGAUUUCAAGACGGAUCUGCGCUUCCAGAGCGCAGCAGUGGCAGCCCUGCAGGAAGCCAGCGAAGCGUACCUUGUUGGUCUAUUCGAGGACACGAAUCUGUGCGCCAUUCACGCGAAGCGCGUCACCAUUAUGCCGAAGGAUAUCCAGCUUGCUCGUCGUAUCCGCGGAGAGCGGACAAUGGCCCGUACCAAGCAGACCGCACGUAAGUCCACCGGAGGAAAGGCGCCCCGCAAGCAGCUGGCCACAAAGGCGGCCCGGAAGAGUGCGCCAUCGACCGGCGGAGUGAAGAAGCCGCAUCGUUACCGCCCGGGUACGGUGGCCCUGCGUGAAAUCCGUCGUUACCAGAAAUCGACGGAGUUGCUGAUCCGCAAGCUGCCGUUCCAGCGUCUGGUGCGUGAAAUUGCGCAGGAUUUCAAGACGGAUCUGCGCUUCCAGAGCGCAGCAGUGGCAGCCCUGCAGGAGGCCAGCGAAGCGUACCUGGUCGGUCUAUUCGAGGACACGAAUCUGUGCGCCAUUCACGCGAAGCGCGUCACCAUUAUGCCGAAGGAUAUCCAGCUUGCUCGUCGUAUCCGCGGAGAGCGUGCUUAAAUCAAGCAUCAAAUCAAAUCUGUCUUAACAAAAUCGGUC